This is a messenger RNA of Branchiostoma floridae (Florida lancelet), 2089 nucleotides long. RefSeq lists its product as uncharacterized. Gene Ontology annotation, molecular function: guanylate cyclase activity; peptide receptor activity. Lineage: Eukaryota; Metazoa; Chordata; Leptocardii; Amphioxiformes; Branchiostomatidae. The transcript has 9 exons. Gene Ontology annotation, biological process: cGMP biosynthetic process; receptor guanylyl cyclase signaling pathway; intracellular signal transduction. The coding region runs from base 167 to 2089 and encodes 640 amino acids. The record is from RefSeq and is a predicted model, not a curated record.
CCUAGCUUAUUUGGAUCUACAAUUAGCUCGACAUCUCAGCUAGCUAUUCUUCCUGUGGUCAGUGGUCCUCGGUACUGAUUGGUCCAGCUAGUUCAUCAGCACCGCCCUCGUGACGUCGGUAGCCAAACACGGUUAAAGGCGGCGAAUCUUUCUCUGUAACACCUACAUGUUAUUUGGCGCAGGAUCAGUAUGCACAAUGUGCGAACACCGGCUGGUCUCGGUAGACGACAUCGUGACCAGUAGAAUGCACCUUAGGGACAGGGAAGCUCUUUCCAGAAGGGGCAAAUGUUGUAGGAUCUUUAGCAUUCUCCUGCUAGCGGCAGUCCCGAUUGUGGGUAUGCUGGUCCAGAGUAGUCUCAUUGUGCACGACACGAUGAGAGAGAAGGAUUCGGCUGAGGCCGUGUCUGGAGAAAUCUCCCUGGGCACGGAGAUGGGGCUGGUCGCUGUGAGCUUGGCGGUAGAGAGAGGGACGACGGUUCUGUAUGUUGGGUCCGGAAGCGACCCCCUAGUCUACAAUCGCCUGACGCAGAUGUACAAAAUGACAGAUGAAGCGAUUGAAGCUCUCACCAAAUGGUCCAGCGUGCCAAAUGAUUCACCUUGGCAAUUCCGGAGUGGAACGAACCUGCAUAAAUACGUCAGGGAGCACCGCCAAGAACUCCUCAGCAAUCAGACAUCUGUAGAGGAGCAAAUCCAAUUCUACACAACCAUCAACGCCUUCCUGAUUUCCCAUCUGGGACAGACGGUCCGUAAAGCUGACAAGUCUGAUCUAUGGAUGAAAGUCAUCGCAUAUCACAUGAUCAUCCUCAGCCAAGAGUAUGCCGGGCUUGAGAGAGCUAUAGGAAGUAUCUUCUUUGCUAAAGGUCACCUGCUAAAAGAGGAAGCCAACAUGUACAACAAGGUGAAGUUCUACGCGAUGUCCUAUUUCGAGAUGGCUCUGAAGUACUCAACUGAAAUCGCCGACAUGUUUGACGGCCAGUACAGAAACAGUACCCUGGAGAAGACGCUCACGACACAACGCCAACAGAUUCAGAGCGGUGAUGCGGUGGCAAGUCCGACAACGGAGGCCGGGGUCCAAUGGUUCGACAACAUGACAAGCUACAUCGGCAUUCUUCAGAGCAUGGAAGGAAUGCUCUCAGAGAACAUUCUAACAGAUCUCCAGACCCAAGUUCAAGCUGGUAGUACCAAAGUCACCCUGAACGUCGUCAUCCUGAUCGCGAUGAUGAUAGUGAGCCCCCCGAUAGUGUACGGCGUGUACAAGAUGGCGUCUGACAUGCAGUCCAUCGCCUGCCGACUGAAGGAUCUCACACACGAGCUGGAAUGUGAUCGAGAAAAGGCCGAAAUUCUCCUGGGUCAGAUCUUUCCGAAGUGCAUUGCCAACCAAAUGAAGGAAAACAACGCCGUUCCCGCCAAAUACUUCAAAACGGUAACAGUGAUGUUCUCGUCCAUCGUGGGUUUUGCUGACAUCUCCGCCAUGAUGUCCCCUCAUCAGGUAGUGGACGUGCUGAACCGCUUGUACCACACCUUCGACUCUGUCAUCGACGACUAUGACGUCACCAAGGUGGAGAGCUCAGGCGGGGUGUAUCAGGUUGUGUCUGGGCUACCCUCGGCCAAUGGUGACCGGCACGCCGGCGAGAUCGCCUCCCUGGCCCUCCGCUUCAUGGCGGUGGCCAAGAACUUCAACCCGCUGCUCGUCUCCUGCAAGAUACGACUCCGCAUCGGGAUCCACACAGGGCCAUGUGUUGCGGGAGUGGUGGGAUACAACCGACCCCGGUACUACGUCUUCGGCCACACAGUCAACAUUGCACAAAAGCUGGAGUCUACCAGCGAAGCGAAUAGGAUUCAAGUCUCCUGCCAUACCAUGCGCACUCUGACGUCACAGGGAGGCUUUACCGUCAUCCCUCGGACUGACACGCCUAUGGCAAUCAAGGACUUGAUGCCAGACAACUACAGGCGGACCUUCUGGUUGAUCAGUCAGCAGCAGCCCAGUCCGCCUGCUCAAGAAAAAAAGGACAUUUUUGUUGUGCCGUGCAAGGAAACACCAGGAAACGGUGUGGUGGCAUUUCAGGAUAACUUUAAGGGUAUUGUGUAA